Messenger RNA from Ochotona princeps (American pika), 2505 nucleotides. RefSeq names its product PML nuclear body scaffold (gene PML). The transcript is spliced from 8 exons. Gene Ontology annotation, molecular function: zinc ion binding; ubiquitin-protein transferase activity. The coding region runs from base 121 to 2106 and encodes 661 amino acids. Lineage: Eukaryota; Metazoa; Chordata; Mammalia; Lagomorpha; Ochotonidae. Gene Ontology annotation, cellular component: PML body; chromatin; nucleoplasm. Gene Ontology annotation, biological process: PML body organization; positive regulation of DNA-templated transcription; intrinsic apoptotic signaling pathway in response to DNA damage. The record is from RefSeq and is a predicted model, not a curated record.
UUUUCUCCUGCCCUCCACCAGAAUCGAAACCGAGGGACGUGACCCAAGCAGCAGGAGCCCGCGCCCGCUGGGUCUCCAGCCCUCCAGCGCCUCUCCGACCCCCAGGCCCAGACCUCAAUCAUGCCGUCGCCGGAGUUGCCCCGGGAAGGUGCCGAGCCAAGUCCCGGCCCCUGUUCUUCGGAGCAGGCCACAGAAGAAGACUUCAAGUUCCUGAGCUGCCAGGGCUGCCAGACCCAGGCCAAGUGCCCCAAGCUGCUACCUUGUCUGCACACACUGUGCUCGGGGUGCCUGCAGGCGCCCAGCCUGCACUGCCCUGUGUGCCAGGCACCCUGCUCCCCAGGCGAGACGUCUGUGCUGGAUAAUGUCUUCUUUGAGAGCCUGCAGCGGCGCCUGGCUGUGCACCAGCAGGUGGUAGACAUGCAGGCCAUCUGUACACGCUGCAAGGAGCCGGCUGACUUCUGGUGCUUCGAGUGCGAGCAGCUACUGUGCAGCAAGUGUUUCGAGGCGCACCAGUGGUUCCUGAAGCACGAGGCCCGGCCGCUGGCCGAACUACGCAGUCAGUCUGUGCUUGACUUCCUGGAGGGCACCCGCAAGUCCAACAACAUCUUCUGCUCCAACCCCAACCACCGCACCCCUACGCUGACCAGCAUCUACUGCCGGGGCUGCAACAAGCCGCUGUGCUGCUCAUGCGCACUCCUGGACAGCGGUCACAGCGAUCUCAAGUGCGACCUGAGCUCCGAGAUCCAGCAGCGCCAGGACAAGCUGGAUGCCGUGGCGCACGCGCUGCAGGAACGCAACGGCGUUUUUGGGGCGGCGCACGCGCAGGUGAAGGAGGCCAUCGAGCAGCUGGCCCGGGCGCGCUCCGAAGCCGAGAAGCUGAUCCAGGAGCGCGUGAGCCAAGUGGUGGCCUACCUGAAGGAGCAGGAGAACGAGCUGCUGCAGGCGGUGCACACGUGCUACCAGCGCGAUUAUGAGGAGCUGGCAUGCCAGCUGCGCCACCUGGACUCGGUGCUGCAGCGCAUCCGCACGGGCGGCUUGCUCGUGCAGAGAAUGAAGCGCUAUGCCUCGGACCAGGAGGUGUUGGAUAUGCACAGCUUCCUGCAGGACGCACUCGACAGCUUGAGCCUGGAGGAGCCCCGGAGCCCAGAGACCUCCGCAAUGAGCACCGACAGCUUAAAGGAGUUCAAGGUGCGCCUGCACGACCUGGUUUCUCGCGUCACCCAUGCAACAGAUGCGAUUCUGCCCAAGAAAGUCAGUCCAGAGUUGGCCAGCACCCCCAGUGACCUCCCGGGCGUAGAGCUGCCAGAUGAGACUCAGAAGAUAGAGGCGCUGGGGCUGGUGGAGGCCCAGUCCCUGGCUGUGGUGCAGCCAGUGCCUGGUGCCCACCCGGUGCCCCUGUACGCCUACUCCAUCAAAGACCAAUCCAAUGCAAAGGAGAACUUGGACUCACGCCCAGGCGACAAGAGGAAGUCCUGCUCCACCCAGUGUUCCAGCAAGAUGAUUAAACUGGAGUCUGCGAAAAAGGAGGAGGAGGAGUGGCCAUCCUGGAACUCCCCGGAGCAGCCCAGGCCCAGCACCUCCAGUGCAGUGUCAGAACCCCAUUUGGAUGGGGUCCCCAACCUUGGAAGCCCCAUCGUAAGAAACAAUAUUGCUCCGUCUCAGAGAAACCACGUAGCAGGUGACAAAGACGACAGCACGGAGGAGGCAGGGGAUGUGGUGGUGCUCAGCGGCUCCGAGGACUCAGAUGACACGGAGAAAUUGGACCUGAAGCACCCCAGGACCUCGGAGCCACACCCCCCAGCGGCUUGCCCCCCGAUGUCGGCCCCUACCCCUCCUCAUCACGCUGAUGCAGUGGCUGUACCUGCCGACCAUCCAGAGCCUAGCACCGCCAACCACCAACACAGGAUCAACUUCCUGUCACACCGCCGCCUGCCCCAGAACUUCGGCAUGCCAUCCCCUUAUGUCCCCCAGAACCCGCUAGUCCAAGUCCUGCAACAUAGACACCCUGCCCUUCCAUCCAUGCAGGAACACCCGCUGUCCAAAUGGAAGAGUCUAUUUGGCCAUAGCCCUGGGCGCACACGUCCUCGUGACCCACCUCCCUCUUAGCCAGGGGACUCAGGGAGUGCCUUGUCCUGUCCCUGCCUUGGUCCUGGGUUGUCUGCUCCAGCACAGGAAGUUGGGAACUGUGCUGCCACCUGCAGGUCUAUAGGCAAAGCGCACCAGAUUACUACAGUCAGAGCUCCCCUUAACUAUUCAGUCUCAUUGUCACCCAAGUCCAGGUCCCACUACUGGAAGUCUCUCUGUGCCUGCACUCCCACGUCCCCACCAUCAACCCCUGUAAAAGGUGACCCCAGCAGCCCCCUCAGACUGACCUCUGAAAGCCCCAAGUGUACCUGCCCCUUGGUACACUUCUGAGCAGCCAGAAUGCAUCCACUAGCUCUUGGUCAAGCACAGAUGGCCAUGGGGACCCCUGGGCAGGGUGGGGGCCCCCAAAGACUCCAUGUC